AUGACUGACACUGCCCCCGACAUUGGGUAUAUGCCAGACUUUGAGAAGUAUCUGGCGCGCGGCAAACGUCGUCAAGCAACGGAGAACCUCGAGAAGAAUGUCCCCGAAGGAUUUCCUACCAAGCUAACAGGCAGCUAUGUCUGGGACCCCAAGAUUCUGGCCAACACAUACGACUGGAACUAUCAUCUCACAUCAGAGGACAUAGAUGAGAUCAACCAUGCACUUCGUCAAUUCCAAGCAUCGGGUAAGCCAAUGGGAGAGCUCUCAAUUGAAACAUUCCCAUUGCCCAAGUUGCACGCGACGCUCCGCGACAUCUCCAACGAAGUUCACAACGGUCACGGGUUCAAGGUCAUCCGCGGUCUUCCAGUGGAUGAAUAUACUCGUGAAGAGAACGUAAUUAUUUACACUGGUCUCUCAUCACAUGUUGCGCCUAUCCGUGGUCGCCAAGACAAUAAAUGGCAAGGCAAGCCCGCCGAUGUUCUUGUUGCCCAUGUCAAGGAUCUGAGUCAGGAGUGCAAUCCUAGGGACAUUCCCGGCCCUGUCGUCACUGCCGAUAAACAGGUGUUCCACACUGAUGCUGGCGAUGUUAUUGCCCUUUUCUGCCUUAGUGAGGGCCACUCAGGAGGUGAAAGCUUCCUUGCGAGCACUGGUCAUGUUUAUAACGUGCUUGCUGCUACACGCCCUGAUUUGAUCAGAACGCUUUCUGAGCCUUGGCCUUUUGACGACUUUGCCCCGAACGGCGAUGUGUAUAAGCUACGGCCCCUCCUCUAUUACCAGCCUGCCACCAAAGCCGAUCCCGAGCGACUGAUUAUACAAUACUCGCGAAGAAACCUGACGGGGUACAUGGAUUGCAAACGAUCAGCGAACAUCCCCGCCCUUACCGAAGCACAGGCUGAAGCGCUUGAUGCUGUUCACUUUACGGCUGAGCAGCAUGCUAUCUCAUUGGACUUCCACAAAGGCGACAUCCAAUUCGCUAAUAAUCUAAGCAUUCUACACGCCCGAGGAGCAUUUACCGAUGCACCCAACAAGCGACGCCACCUCCUCCGACUUUGGCUGCGGGAUCCAGAAUACGAGUGGACGAAGGCCAAGUACUUGCAAGAGCGAUUUGAUCGAGUUUAUGCCGGCAUCACCGUUGAGAGCUCGGUCUUCCCUCUGGAAGCUACCAUUCGCAGUAGCAAUGUGGCUACUUGA
Molecule: messenger RNA, 1191 nt
Organism: Penicillium pulvis
Lineage: Eukaryota; Fungi; Ascomycota; Eurotiomycetes; Eurotiales; Aspergillaceae
Product: TauD/TfdA family dioxygenase
Exons: 4
Coding region: 1-1191 (396 amino acids)
Molecular function (GO): oxidoreductase activity
Source: RefSeq, a predicted model, not a curated record